This is a messenger RNA of Conger conger (European conger), 2249 nucleotides long. It is a transcript of the gene nufip1, whose product is annotated as nuclear FMR1 interacting protein 1. Gene Ontology annotation, biological process: box C/D snoRNP assembly. The record is from RefSeq and is a predicted model, not a curated record. Lineage: Eukaryota; Metazoa; Chordata; Actinopteri; Anguilliformes; Congridae. Gene Ontology annotation, molecular function: RNA binding. Gene Ontology annotation, cellular component: nucleus. The transcript has 10 exons. Bases 389 to 2161 code for a protein of 590 amino acids.
AAUGGAACGGAAAUUAAUCAAAGACAACGCUUUUACUUCUUCUCCGCAAAAAUAUAGCAGUGCACGAUAUGCUAACUUUUGAGCUACGAGAUAGUUCAAAAUAGUUGGAAAUGCUGUAUAUUGCUGAGUCUCUAGUUUCAGUUUGGUUUUUAACGUUCGACCCAAAGCUAUGUUUAUCUGUAGGCUAAGUUACAUUCUAUAAAAUAAACUACGACUGACGCAUGUUGACGCACGUAAUCGUCACAGGAUAUAGCGUACAGUUUACGGACGCGCACAUGUUUUCGACUACCGACCCGAAGGAGGAAGAUACACGUGUGGUGGCAUGAAGCAAACAGUUUAGCAAACAGUUUAGCAAACAGCUCUGGUUUAACGAGAAAAUAGUAUCGUCAUGCACAAUUCUGGACAUUUUCCGCCGCCAGUGUUUAACUGUCCGCCUCCAGGGCAGAUGAUAAGACCCCCUGUAUUUAACUGGCGGCCUCCACCUCCUGGCACGUUUUGUCCCGAGAACGCGAAUUGGUGGGCUCCGCCACCUGGUCCAUGGGGCUUUAACAGUGGAGGGAAUGAAUACAACGCACCCGGGCAACAGGGAGCUGGAUUUCAUCCUCGCCGACAGCACCCCAAUUUCGGUCAGCGUGGAGGCUUCGACAAUGGACCGAACAGGAACGCUCGUGGUAAACAGAAAAAGAAAAAGGAGCCAGUGUUUUCUCAUUUCUGUGAUACUUGCGACAGAGGCUUUAAAAACCAACAGAAGUAUGACGAACAUGUGGCACAACACGUCAAGUGUUCUCUGAAAGACUGUACUUUCACAGCUCAUGAGAAGCUGGUCGCUAUUCAUUGGAAAAAUAACCAUGCACCUGGAGCAAAGAGAAUCAAACUGGACACUCCUGACGAAAUCACAAAAUGGAGGGAGGAACGGCGAAAGAACUACCCCACCCUGUCCAACGUGGUGAGGAAGACGAAGAAGAUGGAGGAGCGUGAGGAGAGGGGGGAGGUGCUUCAGACCGCCCAGUUUGGGAAGAUGAGAAGAGGUCACAUGGGUGCUGGCCGGGGUCGCGGGGGCAGGAACAUCCAGGGCAGUAAGAGGCUGAGGACAGGAGCAGAGGAUGAGGAGAGGAGCGGGGCGGAGAAACAGACAGGGAAGGAGAGAGACCCCCUAGGUGCACUUGCUGAGAGCGACUCAGACUCGGACAAGGACGCCACUCCAGACAGCACAAAGGAAGGCCUAACCGUGGCCCCAAGACACAUGACCUCCGGGCUGGGCUCCCUAUUGACCAGCUAUGGCUCCGCCUCCGACAGCGACAGCGAGCCAGUUGCAUUGCCCAUCCUGAAGACCAGUAAGGCUUUAGAAGAGAACCAGGCCAUACUGAACUCGAUGUCUGCCAGUACUCAGAGAAAAGAUUCUCAGCAGGGCGCAAUACCACAUCCUGACAGCAGGGGGGGCCCUCAGCAGGCUGGCCACCAGUCUGCACGGCCCCGCGCUGCCCCAUGUAGGCCGGGUAGGGGAAGAAACGUCUCGGCGCAUCGCAGGACCACCCUGCUGGAGAUGUUGCUGGCUCCGGAGAUCCGUCAUGAGCGGAACGUCGUGUUGCAGUGCGUCCGCUACUGUGUGCGGAACUCUUUCUUCGGGCUGGACAGCAAACCGCGGGAGAGCAGGGGGACUGAAGGCGGAGGUGGCGGAACCGUUAACAUUGCAGAAGAUCGCGCAUCACUUGAAGAUAAACUUUCCGUUGCUGUGGUAUACCCUCCGGUCCAAGAUGCUCCGAAUCGCGGAGCAGCCUUCCAGUGUGGUGAGCGGGGCCACGAUGGCGGGUCUGAAACUGUGAUUGGCGGUACGGAGAUUGAGAACACUGUGAUUGGUUCAGACCCCCAUCCUACAGGCAACAGCGGUAAUCUGGGAGAAGCCCAGAACUUUCCAGGAGAGGACAAGGUUAUUCCGCACUGCCCCCCAGAAGAGGUCUGCAAACCGGUGAGAAACAUCCAGAAUGAGGAGGCAGACUCUCCAGGAGAGAGCAGUGUUUGUGAUGUAGUCACUGCCAGAGAGGGCGCUGAUGAUGUAGAUAUGCUCACUGUAGGGGAGACUCCCGCUCCAGACCCCAGCCGGCCCGGAGCACCUGAAGAAGAGGAGCCGAGGUCUGGGUCGGAGGUUGCUGGAGACCCCUGAUUUUCCCUUUGAAAAUUUGGAAGAACUUCUCAUUCCCUUUUGUAUAUAACCUAAACAAAUAAAAUCCUUUUGGUGUCAAGGUGUAAAA